AUGCACUUCAAAGUAAAAGUGAAACGAAGACACCUAAAACCCUGACAUUGAUAAUCAAACAAUUAAUUUCACGCAUUAGUCAGACAAUAAGCAGCCUUUUAUUUUUUUAGAUUUCACCUUUUCAAUUUACUGAGUCUUCCUGAACGCAGCAGGGCAACCCAAGAUGGUGAAAUUCGGGCUGCAGUUCAAAGCCACCCUAGAGAAUGUCACCAACGUGAGACCAGUGGGCGACGACUUUCGCUGGUUUCUGAAGCUCAAGUGUGGGAACUGUGGAGAGAUUCCUGAUAAAUGGCAGUACAUAAACCUGGCAGAGAGCACACCAUUAAAAGGAGGAAGGGGAAGCGCUAGCAUGGUGCAGAAGUGUAAACUAUGUUCCAGGGAAAAUUCAAUCGAUAUCCUCGGAGACACCAUUGCGCCAUAUAACGCUGUGGACAGUGAAAAGUUCAAAACGAUGGUGCAGUUUGAAUGUCGAGGCCUGGAGCCCGUUGACUUCCAACCGCAAGCUGGCUUUGCUGCACAGGGAGCAGAGUCUGGAACGCCAUUUCCUGAAGUAAACCUACUUGAGAAAGAUUGGACAGACUAUGAUGAGAAAGUCAAGGAAUCAGUGGGAAUAUAUGAGGUCACGCACCAGUUCAUCAAGUGCUAAUGAUGUCAUGUGACAUGUACGAAUGGUCACUAUUGGCAGACAUUGUCCAGUUUCCAGAUGGAUUCCGAAGAUGUCAGAGGGGUCACAAUGUGGCUUAUUCAAUAGGUGCGGCACACAUCAACUGAUAUGAACAUAUUAAUGGACACACUGCUCGAUUCUGAUUUCUUCAAUGCCCUCAAUAAAAUUAAGGUGCAGAUCUUU
This is a messenger RNA of Hippocampus zosterae (dwarf seahorse), 847 nucleotides long. It is a transcript of the gene czib, whose product is annotated as CXXC motif containing zinc binding protein. Gene Ontology annotation, molecular function: zinc ion binding. The record is from RefSeq and is a predicted model, not a curated record. The transcript is spliced from 8 exons. Bases 164 to 646 code for a protein of 160 amino acids. Lineage: Eukaryota; Metazoa; Chordata; Actinopteri; Syngnathiformes; Syngnathidae.